GCCAGCGGACAGAUGGCAACCAUUCGCAUUGCUGCACAGAGAUCCGGCCAGGUAGCCACGGAAAUUAACAAAAUGUGGAUAUUACUACUGAUUUGCAGUAUUCAGCUGAUUUGCGCCUCAGAGCACAGUGGCGAAGGAUAUGGUGAGAGCUACGGGGGCUACGGGGGUUACGGAGGAAGUGCAGGAGGAGGCAGUGGAUCAGGAGGAAGCGGUGGAGGAGGCGAUGGCGGCCACUUUCAUCAUCACACACCCACCACAUAUUCGGAGAUCUCGAAACACGUGCCUGUCCACGUGAUCGAGAAGAUUCCGCUGCCUAUUCCGCAUCCGGUGGCGGUUCAGGUGCCCAACGUGAUCCGGCUGCAGAUCCCAGAGCCUUACGCCGUCCACGUGCCCGUCCAGCAAGAGAUUCAAGUUCCAGUCUACAAAAUAGUGCCCGAAAUAACAGAGCGGAAGAUACCAUACACCGUGGAAAAGCCAUACCCCGUAGAGGUGGAGAAACCAUAUCCCGUCGAGGUGAUCAAGCAGAUCAAGAUUCCGGUGCCGAAGCCCUAUCCUGUGCCCAUUACCAUCUACAAGCACGUCCUGCAAAAGGAGCACGGCUGGUAGUCGUUAGUUUUUUAG
Messenger RNA from Drosophila subpulchrella, 621 nucleotides. RefSeq lists its product as uncharacterized. The record is from RefSeq and is a predicted model, not a curated record. The coding region runs from base 13 to 606 and encodes 197 amino acids. NCBI's taxonomy places the organism in Eukaryota, Metazoa, Arthropoda, Insecta, Diptera, Drosophilidae. The transcript has 2 exons.